Molecule: messenger RNA, 1872 nt
Organism: Microcebus murinus (gray mouse lemur)
Lineage: Eukaryota; Metazoa; Chordata; Mammalia; Primates; Cheirogaleidae
Source: RefSeq, a predicted model, not a curated record
AUGAUCCACGCCAGCACACAUAGGGUGCUGUUAGUAACAGGUGACCCCUCUGGGCCAAAGUCACCUCAAGCCAGAACACACAGCCUGGCCAUCAGGGCAAAGGUUGACUUUCAGUCCCUCCCUGCCCCCUUGACCAGGCAUGUCUGUGCAGUGUACAACUGCACAACUGUAUGCGGCAGCCCUGGGGAUUUGGAUCACGUUUGUUCCCACCUCGGCAGAAAGGGAAGGCAUCCAGGUAGGGCUCGCCGGGCUGCAAGGAAGGCUCACGAACUGGCUCUCUCUCCUCUGCCUGCAGAGAUCCCCCAGUGUGCUGGCUGCAACCAGCAUAUCCUGGACAAGUUCAUCCUGAAGGUCCUGGACAGACACUGGCACAGCUCCUGCCUCAAGUGUGCAGACUGCCAGAUGCAGCUGGCCGACAGGUGCUUCUCCAGGGCCGGGAGCGUCUACUGCAAGGAGGACUUCUUCAAGCGCUUUGGCACAAAAUGCACGGCCUGCCAGCAGGGCAUCCCCCCGACCCAGGUGGUGCGCAAGGCCCAGGACUUCGUCUACCACCUGCACUGCUUCGCCUGCAUCAUCUGCAGCCGGCAGCUGGCCACGGGGGACGAGUUCUACCUCAUGGAGGACGGGCGGCUGGUGUGCAAGGAGGACUACGAGACGGCCAAGCAGAACGACGACUCAGAGGCCGGAGCCAAGCGGCCCCGCACCACCAUCACCGCGAAGCAGCUGGAGACGCUGAAGAACGCGUACAAGAACUCGCCCAAGCCCGCGCGGCACGUCAGGGAGCAGCUCUCCUCCGAGACAGGCCUGGACAUGCGGGUGGUGCAGGUGUGGUUCCAGAACAGAAGGGCCAAGGAGAAGCGGCUGAAGAAGGACGCGGGGCGGCACCGCUGGGGGCAGUUCUACAAGAGCGUGAAGCGCAGCCGGGGCGGCAGCAAGCAGGAGAAGGAGAGCUCCGCGGAGGACUGUGGGGUUAGUGACAGUGAGCUGAGCUUCCGAGAGGAUCAAAUUCUCUCAGAACUUGGCCACACCAAUAGGAUUUAUGGCAACGUGGGGGACGUUACAGGCGGACAGUUAAUGAAUGGGAGCUUCUCCAUGGACGGGACAGGACAACCCUAUCAGGACUUGAGGGAUGGGAGCCCCUAUGGGAUCCCCCAGUCUCCAUCCUCCAUAUCGUCCUUGCCAUCCCACGCUCCCUUGCUCAAUGGGCUGGAUUACGCGGUGGACAGUAAUCUGGGCAUCAUCGCGCAUGCAGGGCAGGGAGUGAGCCAGACGCUGAGAGCCAUGGCCGGGGGACCCACCUCUGACAUCUCCACGGGGAGCAGUGUAGGCUACCCCGACUUUCCAACUAGCCCAGCCUCUUGGCUCGAUGAAAUGGAUCAUCCUCCUUUUUAAACGUCUCUCCUCCCCACCCUGCCUGUCCUCCUGGCUUGAGAGAAUAUCUUCAAGGAUCAAAAGAGACUUGCCUUUUAAGGAUCAAAAGAGCGCCACUGUGAAUUUCCAUUAUUUUCAAUGGAAGUCCUCCGCCGAGUCCUAGAAGGCUGCGAGACCACGCUAGGGCGCUGUUUUCUUGGGGUGGGAGAGCAGCCUUAUCCCAGAACGCGGCGCAGGGUGCGCAGCCCGGAGCUCUAGGGAUGCUGGCUUGCUGGCUGUCUCCCCUCCUGCCCUGCUUAGAGGCUUUGGCUGCUCAGUGCUUUGGUAGCACGAGGUGACUGUGACAGGCCCCCGGGGCCUUGGGGACUCUGCUCCAACUGGUGCGUCUCAUGCUGGUGCGUCUCACGCAAUGCCUCCCAAACCACCGUUGUCACCGGAACCGACACUCCUAAGGUAGAGGUGUCACGGGCCUUGGGUACAAUAAAAGUGAUUUUUGGACCA